UCAAUUUUCAAUUCCAAUUCCAAUUUCGGAAUUCGAUUCAUAGUUUCAACAACGAAAUCACCAUGAUCACCGCAAACCAGAGUUCAUUCAAGCCACUACUGCCUCCACCUGCUCCCAGGAAACGGGCGGAGGCAUGGGGUGAAGAGGAAACCCGCGCGCUCGUAUCUCUACGCAGAGAUACCGAUUUCAUGUUCAGCGCCUCCGAGUUCAACCAGCAUCUCUGGGACUACAUUCACGCCACGAUGAGGGAGAGGGGGUUCGAUCGAUCGGCGGCUAUGUGUGCGGGAAAGUGGAGGAAUCUGCUGAGGCAGUACAGAGGGGUGAAGCAGAACAUAAAUCCUGAUGCGGAUGGGAGCGACAAGAUGAACUUCUACCGUGAAAUCGAUGACAUUGUGACGGAGAGGGGCGGAAAUUGGAUGGAUUCUGAAUUGGACUCGUUUGUGCAAUCUGUUGGUGAGAAAGAUGUGGAUGAUGCUAGUCUAACUUUGGGGCAUAUGGAAGGUAGUGGCGGAUCAGCGCUCAACUCUGAAACACAUAUGGAUCUCGAGGCACCUCCUCUUUCCAUCAUCACGGAAGCUGAUGCAGUUAAUGUUUCUCCAUGGAAUUGGAGUGAUACUCUUCCAGGAAAAGGGAUAGUAGAUGAUCGAUAUAUUCCAUAUUCUGCAGGUGAGCAAAGAAACACUUACCGUGGGAGGGUGAUAACAGUAAAGAUGGAAGAGUAUACAAAGAGGAUAGGUAUUGAUGGCAGUGGAGAUGCUAUAAAGGAAGCCAUCAAAUCUGCAUUUGGGCUGAGGACAAAACGCGCUUUCUGGUUGGAAGACGAAGAUAAUAUUGUUCGAGCACUGGGCAGAGAAAUGCCCAUGGGAAACUACAUUCUUCACAUCGAUGAAGGCCUGAUGAUUAGAGUUUGUUCGCCAGAGCACUUGCCAGUGCACACAGAGGAGAAAACCUUCUAUACAGAUGAUGAUUUUCGCCAGUUUCUCUCGAGACGUUUCUGGGCUUGUUUGAGAGAGAACAAUGGCUACCGGCAUAUUGACAGCAUGGACGAGCUAUGUCCCGGGGCUGUGUAUCGUGGUGUGCCGUCAACUGAGAACAUUCUACUCUGAAACUUGUGUAUGGAGAGAUACAGCAAUUUUUGUCAAGGAAUAUAGUGGUUU
Molecule: messenger RNA, 1157 nt
Organism: Salvia hispanica
Lineage: Eukaryota; Viridiplantae; Streptophyta; Magnoliopsida; Lamiales; Lamiaceae
Source: RefSeq, a predicted model, not a curated record